Molecule: messenger RNA, 1733 nt
Organism: Gastrolobium bilobum
Lineage: Eukaryota; Viridiplantae; Streptophyta; Magnoliopsida; Fabales; Fabaceae
Product: protein CANDIDATE G-PROTEIN COUPLED RECEPTOR 7-like
Exons: 1
Coding region: 44-1378 (444 amino acids)
Biological process (GO): transport
Cellular component (GO): Golgi apparatus; membrane
Source: RefSeq, a predicted model, not a curated record
CAAUUCUCUUUCACAUUCUGAAUCAUAGAAUCAUCGUUCUUCAAUGGCAAUGGCCAUGGCCAAAACGACAAGAUCCUUCGCCGUCGUGGUCCUCUUCCUAUUUACAUUCCUGUCCACCUCCACCGCUGAGAUAAAAUCCCUUACCAUAAACUCCGAUAGCCGACCCAUGAUCCUGUUCGAGAAGUUCGGGUUCAACCACAAGGGCCACGUGUCGAUCUCCGUGUCGUCGGUUUCGGUUGCAGUUCUAGCGUCAGGGGUUGAACCGGAAUCCUCUCGGCUAGGGUUCUUCCUUCUGAACGAAGAAACGCUUCUUCAAGUGCUAAUGGAGAUCCAGCAAAACCCUUCAUUCUGCGUCCUUGAAUCUCACUACAUCUUCAAACUCUUCACCUUCCGCGACCUCUCUCCGCCUCCGUUGGCCUCCGUUAACCGUUCUUACCCGGUCACAUCCCCCAACGAGUACAGCCUCUUCUUCGCUAACUGCGCCCCUGAAACCGCCGUCUCCAUGGUGGUUCGCACUGAGGUCUUCAACCUCGAUUCCGACGGUUCCAGGGAUUAUCUCUCCGCCGGCCAGACCCAGCUUCCGUCACUGUUCUUCCUCUUCUUUAUCGCGUACCUCGCUUUCUUCGGCUUGUGGGUGUACCUCUGUUACGCCAACAAGCGAUCCGUUCACCGCAUUCAUUUCUUGAUGGCUGGGUUGCUAUUGAUGAAGGCUUUGAAUCUGAUCUGCGCCGCUGAGGAUAAACACUAUGUGAAGGUCACCGGUCUCCCACAUGGUUGGGAUGUGUUGUUCUAUAUUUUUCAGUUCAUUCGUGUUGUUCUGCUCUUCACCGUUAUUGUUUUGAUUGGCACCGGUUGGUCUUUUCUCAAGCCCUUCUUGCAGGAUAGGGAGAAGAAGGUGUUGAUGAUUGUGAUCCCGCUUCAGGUUCUGGCUAAUUUGGCUUCUGUUGUGAUUGGUGAGACUGGGCCUUUUAUCAAGGAUUGGGUUACUUGGAAUCAGGUUUUCUUGCUCGUUGAUAUUAUCUGUUGUUGUGCUAUUAUUUUCCCCAUUGUUUGGUCUAUAAGAUCGCUUAGAGAAACCUCCAAGACCGAUGGCAAGGCUUCUAGGAACCUUGCAAAGUUGACACUUUUCAGGCAAUUUUACAUUGUUGUUAUUGGGUAUCUUUAUUUUACUCGAAUAGUGGUGUUUGCUUUGAGAACUAUUGCUGCUUAUAAGUACCAAUGGGUGAGUAAUGCCGCUGAGGAGACUGCUAGUCUUGCAUUUUACAUUGUGAUGUUCUACAUGUUUAGACCUGUGGAGAAGAAUGAGUACUUUGUCCUUGAUGAGGAGGAAGAAGAGGCAGCGGAAAUGGCUCUCAGGGAUGAAGAAUUUGAGCUUUGAAGUAUGUGUUCAUGGGAAUUUGGCUGGCCUUCUUUGUAUACCUCUGCAUCACAAAUAUCAGGUUGUCCAGUGAAUUCGCUACUGUAUUUGUGGUUCAGGUUCCUCAAUUUAUCCCUUUUUUCUUUCCUCUUUACCCUUUGUUUUCUCCCUUAAACCCUCUACUGUUAGAGAAGUGCCCAUAAUGGAAUACUGCCUGUAAGUUUAGCUUCUUUUUUUCUUUUUCAUUUUCUUUUUCGUGUUAAUGCUGAUGAUGAAUUCUGCGAGAUAGAAAAAGCUUUGAUCUUGUUCAUUCAAGCUUUGAGAAUUGUACACUCAAUUAUUACUGAGAUUUUCUUUUAUUGAUCAUUCUUCUUUG